Molecule: messenger RNA, 2424 nt
Organism: Austrofundulus limnaeus
Lineage: Eukaryota; Metazoa; Chordata; Actinopteri; Cyprinodontiformes; Rivulidae
Product: atlastin-2
Molecular function (GO): GTP binding; GTPase activity
Source: RefSeq, a predicted model, not a curated record
AUGGCGGCGGAGGAGAGCAGGUUGAAGCAGCGGUGCCAUAAAAACAGUAUCUUCAGAGAAGGUGGCCAUGGGUUUAAAUCAGAAACAUCCCAGCUGAGAUGUGAGGAGGAGGAGGAUGACCUGCAGGAUGAAGAGGUGCUUGUUCCCCGGCCUGUGCAGAUCGUGGUGGCGAAUGAAGAGGAGCACUCGUUCUCCCUGCAGGAGGCGACGCUGGAGCAGCUGCUGCUGCAGGAGGAGGUGCAGGACCUCAACGUGGUCGUUGUCUCAGUGGCCGGAGCUUUUCGUAAGGGCAAGUCCUUUCUGCUGGACUUCAUGCUGCGCUACAUGUACAGAAAGUCAGCUAACUCAUGGAUUGGUGGUGAGGAGGAACCUCUUACCGGCUUCACCUGGCGAGGUGGCUGUGAGAGAGAGACCACAGGUAUCCAGGCCUGGAGUGAAGUGUUCGUGGUGGAGAAGCCAGAUGGAAACAAGGUUGCUGUUUUACUCGUUGACACACAGGGAGCAUUUGACAGCCAGUCUACCAUCAAAGAUUGCGCCACGCUGUUUGCCCUGAGCACCAUGACCAGUUCUGUUCAGGUUUACAAUUUGUCCCAAAACCUCCAGGAGGAUGACCUCCAGCACCUCCAGGUGAAACAGAACCAACACGAGGAGCUGCAGAAUGUCCGAAAACACAUCCACUCCUGCUUCUCCAACAUCAGCUGCUUCUUGUUGCCACACCCUGGCCUUAAAGUGGCAACGAACCCUCACUUUGACGGCCGACUCAAAGAUAUUGAUGAGGAGUUUAAGAUGGAGCUGGUGAACCUUGUGCCAACACUCCUGUCUCCUGAAAACCUGGUGGAGAAGGAGAUCGGAGGAGUAAAAAUCACUUGUAAAGACUUGCUUCAUUACUUUAAAGCAACAUCUGAAGCAAAUAACCUGGCWGCUGUAGCGGGAGCCAAAGACAUGUACAACAAAAGCAUGGAACAGGUCUGCGGCGGAGACAAACCGUACAUCUCUCCAGCAGAGCUGGAGCACCGUCACGCCGAGCUGCGACAGUCAGCUGUGCGACAUUUUCGCUCCGUUAAGAAGAUGGGGGGCGAGGACUUCUGCAAGCGCUACCAGGAGCAGCUAGAGGUGGAGCUGGAUGAAGCCUACGCAAACUUCAGCAAGCACAACGACGGCAAAAACAUCUUUUACGCUGCGCGAACGCCCGCCGCCCUGUUCGCUGUCAUGUUCAUCAUGUACACAAUAUCGUUGGUCACUGGCUUUUUGGGGAUCAGAUCUGUGGCCAUGUUGUGCAAUCUGGUGAUGGGAGGAGCUCURACAGCGCUCUGCGUCUGGGCUUAUGUCAAAUACUCUGGAGAGUUUCGUGAAGUGGGAGGAGUCAUCGACAAGGUGGCUGAAAUCCUUUGGGAACAGAGGACUCCUCGAAAGAUUUUCUCCAAACUCUUUGAGGUGGCUCGGAGUCGAGCUCCUUUGGGAAGCCUGAUCCCGGCACCGCGGUCUCGGCUCGCCUCCAACAACAACGUCAAGAAGAAAAACUAGCAUCACGCCACCAUUUAUUGCUUCACUUUCUGCUUGGUUUGAAACUCUGUUGUCUUAUGUUGACCAUAGAUCAGGGUUCCUCAGCUGCAGGUUGAAGGACUCUGUAGUUUCUGGACGAAGCAAGUGAAUGUGUUGGGUCAUUUGUUGAGUGUGAUUCAGGUAUUUAUUGGAGGGCGUGGUCGUUGCUGUCACCAUCUCCACCUUCAUCGCCAUGUAUGUCAGUGUGUAAAUGAAGAGCACGACCACCUUCUCUAUAUGCUCAUCGUGGUUCAGAUGCUGAGCUGUGUUCAAACCCAGAGUUUACAGCUUUCCUCACGGUUCUCCCAGGCUCAGGUCUGAACAAACCCAGGGAAGGUUUGGGAACCUGGGUGUACCCAGAGUCCAGCAGGUCAUGUUUUAGUUAGUCAUCUGAAUUUCAUUUCAUUUAAUGUUGGCCUACACUGACGUGUCAGUAUUUUAUCAUCAGUACACCGAGCAAAAACUGUUCAAGCACUCUGUAAUCAAACCCUGCAGAAACCAGGAUCACUGAAGACCAGAGGACUUGGUCACGUUGUAGCAGAGAAGUACCAAAUGAACUAAUGCCCUUAUGGGACGGUUGCAGCUCUAACUUAGAUCACAGUGAUGCUUGUUGUGAUUCCACACUUAGCUUUCUUCACCUGAUUCUUUUCUACAGAGCUACAGAAAGAGGCUAAACACGUUGUAUUCUAGGCUUCCUCUGAUUGUCCUCGCAGUAAAACGUGAAGGAUUGAGAAGCCAGCAGGCAGAUUUGUUGCUUCCUGUCCAUCUAAAGCAGAACUGGUUUGUCAGUUUGUGGAAAACAUCAGACUUCUUAGUUGAAGGCUUCGGCUUUUAUUUCUCCUGAUGUUGCAGGUCAAGAAUUAAAACUAUGAAUGAUGAAAA